AAAGAGGGGCUCUCUUAUUCCUAGGACCUUAAUCCCUCUCCUCCAGCUAUCUAAGAACUGCUGAAAAUGUUUCCAAAAUGUUGGAAUUUUAUAAUUAUCUCCGUUCUUCUUUCUCUUCAGUUAGUAGAUGGACAGCCUUUUGAUUAUCCUACUGCAAAUUUGUCUACUACGUGGAUCAAUAGUGUCUCAGCUAACCAUUCUGUUGAUUUUACAGAUGGCUCAAAGGUGAGAGCCAUUCUGCUCAGAGGAACAUUUGGGCCUAGAUAUGCUUGUGGGUUCUUUUGCAACGGCACAUGUGAUAGCUAUAUGUUUGCAAUCUUUAUUGUUCAGACUAACAGUGUUUCAUACAUUGUCAUGCCAAGCUCAGGAUUUCCACAAGUUGUCUGGUCGGCUAACCGAAAUAAUCCUGUCAAAAUCAAUGCAACCCUGCAACUUACAUCAGGAGGAGAUUUGGUUUUACGGGAUGCUGAUGGGACUUCAGUUUGGUCUACAAACACGAGAGGAAGAUCUGUCGCAGGUUUAAACUUGACCGAGGAAGGAAACCUGGUUCUCUUUGAUAUGAAUAACUUGGUGGUCUGGCAAUCUUUUGAUCAUCCUACUGAUGCUUUGGUUCCAGGGCAAAAAUUGGUAUCUGGGCAGAAGUUGACGGCUAGUGCUUCAAUUACCAACUCAACUGAAGGAGGUUUGUUCUCUAUGUUUGUUAACAACGAAGGUUUGUUUGCUGCUGUAAAAGCAAAUCCUCCACAAAUUUAUUAUCAACAGUUAGUUGAUAAUACAAAGGCAAAUAAAGAAUCAAGCUAUGCCAAGUUCCAAAACGGAAGCUUAGCCUUGUAUAUACAUUCUUCUGAACCAAGGGAUCCGGAUUCAGUGAUUACCCUGCCUCAGAUUUCCUCAGCUCAGUACAUGAAAUUGGGGUCCGAUGGGCAUUUGAGACUAUAUGAGUGGGCAGACGGGUGGAAAGAGGUGUUUGAUAUUCUUGCUGGUUAUCUUGGUGAUUGCAAUUACCCCACGGUUUGUGGAGAAAAUGGCAUCUGCUCGAAUGGGCAGUGCAGUUGUCCUAGAUCAGUCAAUGCUUCAAUGAACUAUUUUACACAAAUAAAUGGAAGGCAGCCAAAUCUUGGCUGUUCUGAGAUCACUCCUUUGAAUUGCAAUGCUUCACGAUAUCAUAAUUUUCUUGAGCUAAAAGAUAUGGCUUACUUCACAUUUAAUGUAGAUAUUACUAGUACCAAUAUGGAUAGCUGUAAGCAAGCAUGUCUGGGUAACUGUUCGUGCAAAGCAGCUAUAUUUCGUUAUGGUUCAAAUUCUUCUAAUGGAGAUUGCUAUUUACCUGCCCAGAUCUUUUCAUUGAUGAACAAUGAGCAGGACAAGACUCAUUAUAAUUCAUCUGUGUUCAUGAAGGUGCAGAUCACACCAAAUGCAUCAGCUCCUGAAAAAACUUCUCCUAAAGGUACUCCAACUCUUGUCAUAUUGGGAUAUGCUAUUGCAGCUUUCAUUUUAUUGGCCGUCCUCAUUGGUUUGACAAUCUGUAUAAUCCGAAAGAAAAGAUUAGCCAGGGAGGUUGAGGAGGGCGACUUAGACAAUGUACCAGGAAUGCCAACUAGAUUUCCAUUUGAAGAUUUAAAAAUUGCAACAGCAAAUUUUAGUAAGAAACUUGGGGAGGGAGGAUUUGGUUCAGUUUUUGAAGGUUCGCUUGGAGAUGGCACUAAGGUUGCAGUAAAAUGUCUUGAUGGAAUUGGUCAAGUGAAGAAAUCAUUUUUGGCUGAGGUGGAAAGUAUUGGUAGCAUUCAUCAUGUUAACUUGGUAAGAUUGGUAGGUUUUUGUGCAGAAAAAUCUCACCGACUUUUAGUUUAUGAACUCAUGAGUAAUGGAUCUCUAGAGAAGUGGAUCUAUAGACAAGGCCAAGAAAUUGUCCUUGACUGGAAAUGCAGGAGGAAAAUAGUACUUGAUAUAGCCAAGGGGUUAACUUAUCUCCAUGAAGAUUGUAGACAGAAAAUUAUUCAUUUGGAUAUAAAGCCCCAAAACAUUCUUUUGGAUGAUAAGUUCAAUGCUAAGCUAUCUGACUUUGGGCUUUCCAAGCUAAUUGAUAGAGACCAAAGCCAAGUUGUUACCACUAUGAGAGGUACUCCUGGCUAUCUGGCUCCAGAGUGGCUCUCUGCAGUUAUUACAGAGAAAGUAGAUGUCUAUAGCUUUGGAGUUGUGGUACUGGAAAUCCUGUGUGGAAGGAAAAUUGUCGAUAGAUCUGAGCCAGAGGAACGAAUGCAUUUGCUUAGUCUUUUCAAGCAGAAAGCAGAAGAAGGAAAGUUGAUGGAUAUGAUUGAUCAAUAUAGUGAAGAUAUGCAGUCUAAUAGAGAAGAUGUUGUGAAGAUGAUGCAAGUUGCAGCUUGGUGUCUGCAGAGUGACCAUGCUAGUAGACCUUCAAUGUCAGUGGUGGUUAAGGUCUUGGAGGGUGUUAUGGAUACUGAAACAAAUCUGGAUUAUGGCUUUGAAAGACCAAGCAUCUCCUCCACGAGCAUAUCACAAGUUGGCUCAGAAGAAGUCACUGCUUUAAUUCCAUCUGUUCUCUCUGGACCAAGAUGAUCCUAAUGCUCUUAGAUUAGGCCCUUCUCUUAGGUUCCAUAUUUGUAUGACUAUUUCUUUUAGGAAGAAAAUGUACCAUAGUCUUCUCUUCUUGAUGAUAUUUAUUAACUGUUUGGAUCAAAUUCCUUUUUUUU
This is a messenger RNA of Coffea arabica (coffee), 2711 nucleotides long. RefSeq names its product G-type lectin S-receptor-like serine/threonine-protein kinase SD2-5. The record is from RefSeq and is a predicted model, not a curated record. Gene Ontology annotation, biological process: protein phosphorylation. Gene Ontology annotation, molecular function: ATP binding; protein serine/threonine kinase activity. Lineage: Eukaryota; Viridiplantae; Streptophyta; Magnoliopsida; Gentianales; Rubiaceae.